ACGCCGGGGCCACUUGAAGAGCGUCGCUGGUUGCUCGUUGGCUCGUCUGAUCUCCCUUGGUCAGGUGCUUCGGUGUGGAAACCCGUCUCUUUCUAGGAAGUUUAAAUCCUGACAAGUGCGUGGUUUUUCUUUCACGGUUUGUGGUGCGGGUGCUUCGGUGGCACAGUCGGAACUUUGUUGCUGGCAACUCUGCGACCUCAUUGAAAAGCUCAUCUGUGUGACAAAUCUGCGUAUGAAAGCGACCAUGUUGUACACCGACGCCAUCUCGGUUCUAGUCGGCUGCACUCUCUGCGCCUUCGCCACGACCGUUUUCGCUUAUCCCUCGAGCCCCGUCUACGGCCGUCUUCAAAGGAACGCCGCCUCCUACGCGGAGGGUCAGUACGCGCACGCGGACCCCAACUACUACGCACUGCUGCGAAGCGAGGUACCCCUGGGUGCCCCAGCGUCCUCACCAGACUGGGGUCAGUUCUUAGCCAGCCCCGUGGACUGGAGCAGUGGACGCCUAUGCCGGCCCGUCAGUCGUCGUGCCUCCGGUCGUCCCGCAGUAUGAAGACUACGCGGACGAGUACGACUCAAGUGCUACGGGAUUCAAUUCCCGCCCUGGGGCAUCACCAAACCUGGGCGGCUACGACUGGUAUGAAGCCCAAGCGCGAGCCGAACAACAGCAGCAACAGGAGGCGCAGCUGGAACAGCAGGAGAUGCAGGAAGCGGCCGUCCUCAAAGACCUCCUCGCGAACUACCUGAGCAAGAAGUCCAGCGACUCGGCGGCACCCGCCAGUGACCCUGAGAAGCGGUCUGAGACGGCGAAGAAGUACACGGGGGCGUCCGGUGGCGUCCGGGUGAAGAGCACCACUGCUAAGCCUAACGUGGCCGCCCUGACUGUGCCCCGCGAGAAGGGCACCGCCGCUGUGGCUUCCGCGCAUGGACCGUCUCUGUCUGUGACGUCACCUCCAGUGCCGCAGCCAACAGGGUCGUCACUCUCAGCGGCAGAGGCCUCGGAAGCACACACGGUCCGGUCAGCCAGGAAGGUGGUCAGAAAGAAUACGCCAUGUUUCGGCCUGUGGGCACAGCCGAGAGCAGACGACCGACAUUCUGGCGAGGUGGAGUCAAGCAGACGAAAACGGAAGCGGCUGCGAUGCACGCCAAGGCGACAAGGUCGAGGUUCGGCCACUUUGCUGACGACACCCUGACCGAGGAACUAGACCAACUGAAGUCGCAGUAGUCGCAACGCGAGAAGCCACCAUUCCCCGAGUACCCACGAGCGACGCGGUGCGGCCUUCGUGAAAACUACGGCCGGCCACUUGACGUCCUGUCAUACCAGACAACAACCUUUCGCAAGAGACGACCAACAGCUACAUUGAUGUGGUCUGUUUCAACGCCAAGCCCCGUAUGUUGUAUCUAAUAUCGCGUGCCAAGUGAGAUGCAGUUGGCGAUGAUGCCUCUUCCUCAAGGCGUAUCGCUCAAAAGACCGUUCCAUAAAGCAGCGAAUCACUCCUGGUAUGCCCUACAUAGCGCGAUCUUGCGUGUGAAAUGAACUUUGUGUUCAUUUAAACUGUUAUAAAAUGUUCAGUGCACCGGGUAAUUAUUUCAAAGCUGCUGACGGGACAUUUGUACAGGUGUGAAGAAAACUUUGUCGAGUGCUCUAUUGUAAUCAGCGCUUUAAGCUAAGGCACUUGUAUUUCGGCGCACUUUUUCAGUGAUAAUAACUGUAUAGCGUAAUCACACUAAUAACACUCGAAUGCACGUUGCAAUGCUGCUUGAUUGUGAUACUGUUCGUAAAAUAUUUGUUAUUUUGAAAGGACUGUUUUAUUGCGGCUUUUAGAGACACAUUCUGUUGGUAAGUUAUGCAUCCUGGUACGAACUUUCUUUCACAGGCGAUAAUGUGCGAAAUUUUGCAACUUUCAAAAAGGAUUGUCAAGUUCCUCACAGUGCAUGAGCAGAACACUCCAUCUAUGUGACAAUAGAUCUUUUUAUAGGCCCUGAUUGCUCUUCAAGAAGGUUGUAAUGGGGCUGCAUUUAUUGAAAACCUUGCGUCCGAGUGUGCAGUCAUCAGAUAUUUAAAUAAGCUAAAUAUCUGGCUUCAGGGGCGCAUACUUGAACAUUAGUGAACCCGACAUCUGGACAGAGUGGGCCUUCCGUUGGGUGUCUCCUUUUUUUAAAUUUCUCGUUCAAAAGUGUCUAUAGCAAAUUAGUAAUAUAAACUGUAAACGUGGGUGGAGGUCUGGUUAUUCAUGUAUGCCAAAGAAACAGGUCUAAUUUGAAAAAACGUAAUGGAUAUGCGCGUUUUCCAGCGUAAUAUUACAGCGGUGUGAUGUGUGCUCAAUCUUUCGUACUCUUCUAGGCACACCACAUUCUAAAACGUCCUUUCGGGAGUCGAAGUCACUGUCUCUGGCAAGUGCAAACCAAUAACGAAACAACCUUGUUGAGUUAUUCUUGGGACGCUGAACUCUGAAUUCAUGUUUAUAACCCAUCGUGUGUUACUCCUGCUAAUGCUACUACAGUGGAUGUCGAAUGCUAGACGUCUUUUUCUAGAGACUUCUGAUUGAGUCGCGACUUACUGUCCUGAAUUACCUCAGGGUGCUACGUACAGAUCAAAUGCGUUUCGAGUAAGUUUCAAAACAAAAUUGUCACUUCUGAAUCGCAUUGUCCCCCACUUGAAGUUCCUUUAUUGUUUUAACUGAAGUCCUACCUAUUUGCACACGGGUAUCACUGAAACUUUGUUUGCAGGGCUCAAAUAAUUUUCUAUGAAAUUCUUUCGUGCCAAACCUCUUAUGAAGACAAAUGAUUUGUGUGGUUGUAUUGAAGAGUCUUGCGUUAACUUUUGCGCCGUGUUCGUCUCGAAAGGACAAUGAACUCGAGAUUUUAAGACGGUAGUUUGCGAAUGGAUUUCGAUGAAGGUGCUAGAACAGAAUUUAACGCUGCGCCAGUGUUUUACAGGUGCCCUACGUCGAAACAACCUUAGCGUAUGCGCAAGUAGCAUUUACACAAUUCCCGUGUGAAUGUACAGUGGCCAGCAAUGCGGAGGCCAUCUCUCGCUUUCCGCACUGCGCAUGCCGUGCUCUUCUUCCUGGAGCCAUCAAAGUUUCAUGGUAUCAAUAUUUAGUAUACAUAUAUGUUGAGCAUAAUUCUCUCGUAGAAGUUCCUUGUAGUGUUUCACGGAAUGGAAGCAUUGACGGAGAAAAACCGCCAUAGUACUUAUUUUUCUAAAUCAGAAAGAAUUGAAAAGAACAACUAACAAGAAAGUGCUCACGAACGUUAGAGCAGGCGACCAAGUGUAGGCUCCUUCAAAACAUAAAUGUGUAUACAAAGUUAGGCUUUCGCCUCCUCGUAUAUUUUCUUUAGCGGUUUGUCUCCACUGAUGCUUGUAGAGAAGAUAUCUGUAUUUCCCCCGUUACGAAAUGGUGCUGCGUGCACUCCGAAGAUACGAUAUCUAUAAGAUAGAUCAACUCAGGUGUGACAUUGUCGCAUCAUCACAGGUGCUCCCCCUGUCGGCUUGAUCACGCUUCUAGCUUCUUUUUUAGGAACAUAAAUUAAACUUUGGACGCCAUCCUUUACUGACUCCCAUUGUAAAAUCAAGUAAUGUAAAAAAAAAAAAACUUUAUGCUAGAUAAAGGUUGUGCCAUUGCAUUUCGUGGAAAGCUUAACUGUUAUAUGUGUGUUGUCUAGUUACCGAUAAAGAUCUCGUAAAUGUAGAGUGGUUAUUUAAAUCAGUCUUUAUAUUAUUCGGAUGUACGUAGCAUGAUGGUGCGGUGUGAUUGCGACGCAUUCAUUGAAGUAUAGUUAACGUCUUCCCAAAAGCGAUUGUUGUAUAGCUUGCCAUAAAUAUUCAAGAAUAUUGGUGCCUAAUUAAGACAAAAUUAAUGCCAAACAUUCUUCUUAGAGCUCCUUGGAGUAGGUCUAAUAAGUCGGUGUUCCGUAUUUUUCAAAUUUUUAUGGACUAUCUAAUCCAACCCUAGACAUUUCCGAAUGAGUGUACCAGGCUAGAGUUGCCAUCUAGAAAUUUAGGGUCAUUGUAAAACCAUGACAUCCUGUACGCAGAUAUAUCGCUACAUAGGCUGCAGGCUAAUACCAGAACUGGUGAUAACUACGAUAGCUAAAAAAGACCAUUGUCCACUUAUGUUGUCGGUUUGUGUUUGUCCCAGCUUGGUAAUUAGGCAUGUUGAAAAGAAGCUGCAGUGAUAAAUGACGACAGUGUUUCGAAAAAAAAAAACCUCGUUGCACCGUGAAUGUUUUCUCACACGUUGCCCUCCCACACCCUUCCCCUUAGAGACGAAAGUGAGACGAUGUGGCAGCCUCAUCAAGGACAGUACCCAGGCGUAAUCUGUAGGCCGAGUCUGUCACCCCCAGGUGAUAUUGUAAAUAGGCAUGUACAUUGUCUGUGUAGCUAGCAUUUAUCCGAAAACGUGGACGCUAAUCUAACUGACAUAGUGCUUGUACAUUUCGAAAGUUACAAGAGAUCUGCAGUCUCGCUCGGCGUGGCUUACGGUUCAAGAUGGCGUUUAACAAGCAUGACUGCUCUUCUGAACACGUAAACUGAAAGUUUGCGGAAAAGUUCGUAGUGUGCUGUAAUGUUCGUCAGCAAACGCCGAGCUCACUGUUCUUAUUACGGAAACUGCUAGUUUACGUAGAAGCCUGUACUGUAGUGUGGCAGUUAGGGCUAGUUGGUAUGAUAUGACGAUAGUUAGAACG
This is a messenger RNA of Rhipicephalus microplus (southern cattle tick), 4689 nucleotides long. RefSeq lists its product as uncharacterized. The record is from RefSeq and is a predicted model, not a curated record. NCBI's taxonomy places the organism in Eukaryota, Metazoa, Arthropoda, Arachnida, Ixodida, Ixodidae.